Molecule: messenger RNA, 660 nt
Organism: Porites lobata
Lineage: Eukaryota; Metazoa; Cnidaria; Anthozoa; Scleractinia; Poritidae
Source: the annotation of a GenBank genome assembly
AUGAGCAGGAUUACUGUUGACGUUGAUUCGAGUCGCGGGAAAAUGGCAGUGAAAAGAAAUCUUUUCGGCACUAUAGAUCAUGAACAGAUUCAAGAGGAUUUAAGGCGAGAGAUGAAGCUCAUCUCGGAAGAAAAAAAGCGUAAGUGGAAUUUUGACUUUGAAAAUUUUAAACCGCUUCAUGGACGCUACAAGUGGGAACGAGUUCACGGCCGACUCCAGACGCGAAAGUCGCCAACAGAAAUGAACCCGCCUUUACUUGCAACAACAGAAGCGGGACCUGCAACAGAAGGUGUUUGUCAUCAGAGAUCUGUUGAUCCCACGGGGGUUACAACAAGAUAUAACUUAAGAAUGAGAGGAAAAGGACUUGAAAAUAUCGACGCUUUCAACUUUCAAUCUAUCGAUCCCUCGCGAGAGCAACUCCGGGAUUUUGGAGCUACUCCAUCCGAAAAUAGAUGCGGAGGUAAAUUAAUAGUGAUGUUACAAGAUUACUAGACUAUCAGAUUAUUAGAUUUCUCUUUUAGAAAAUAGUAACAAAGGGUUGAUGUUUCUUUUUUAGGGAAUUAUGAAAGCAAGACAAAUGCUAAAGGAAGGAAGGCUACAUCCUCACUUGUCAAAGUCCGCAGACAACGAAAGAAAAGAAACGGGAAAAAUCCACCGUAA